AUGAUGCUGCAUUCGUGCUGGGCCGCUCCGUUUUUGGUUGUGGUCCUGUUGGGCGCAUAUCCGGCCACUUCUGUGCGAACAGCUGUCAAGCUGAAGGAGUGUGGGUAUAAAAGCCUUAACAGAGCAAAAGUCACUGACCUGAAAGAUGGAAGAGUCCAGGUGAAGUUUUGCGAGGAGACAGUCGUGCUUGACUCAAACCAAUCGCAGACCGAUGCAUGGAAGUCCUUAAUGUGGUGGGAUCCGGCGCAGCAGGGGAAGAAGCUUACGAAGGAAGACCUCAAAAUCUUGAAGAGUUACCUGGGCCAGUACGACUAUUCCCGACCCAUGGGACAGAUCGGACAUGGGUUGUUGCCCAAAAAUUACGAGGGAUUCCGCGAGGACAAUCGCAGAGGCAACGCCGCUGGAAUGGUGCGUGCUGUCUUGAACUUCGAGGUGUCCUUGGCCAACACUUUGAACAAGCUGCCCGCCACGGGCGUAGUGGAGCUGUACCGGGGAGGGUGGACUUCGGCGCAGCAGCUUCAUGAGAUGCAGGCAGCACUGGAUUCCGGCUCGACGAUCAGCUUCCCAUGGUUCCAGUCGACGACAACACUCUACAGCCACGCUUGCCAGUUCAUGGGGAAGAGCCAGCCCGAACACUGCGCAUAUACCUGCGUGGAGAAGGGUGAGGCCUUCCCCACAUUUUUGACAUACAAGACAUGCCAUGGAAAAAACGUCCAGGAGUGGAACAGGCGCGAACAGGAAUGGCUCUUGCUUCCAAGCCUUAGCUAUAAGCUUGCAAGUAUCAGCAAGGUCAUGAACGAUCCGUGGUGGGAGGCCACGCCCAAAGAUAUGGCGGAAUGGCUGGGGCAGCCGCACACAGUCACAGAGGACUGGUGGAGCCGAAACGGAAAGAUGACCUAUGGGCCGUGGCCUGAUCUUGCUGCUGCAGUUCUGGCCCAUUCCAUCGACGGUCGGGCCUUCAUGAAAUGGAACGCGAACAGAUCCUUCCCGGAGCCGUAUGUGAAAGGCAAGUGGGACGAAUCAGAAUACCUCUACUCCGACGCGACCAUGGAGUUUCGGUAUGCUUCCUACAGCCGCUUCAAGCUUCCCGCGAUUUCAACAGGGAUGGGUGUGGGUCCAAACACAGUGCCGUACUAUUACGCCAUCACUCUUGAGGAUGCAGAGCCUUGCUGA
This is a messenger RNA of Symbiodinium sp. CCMP2592, 1173 nucleotides long. Lineage: Eukaryota; Dinophyceae; Suessiales; Symbiodiniaceae. The record is from the annotation of a GenBank genome assembly.